This is a messenger RNA of Adelges cooleyi (spruce gall adelgid), 3208 nucleotides long. RefSeq names its product protein UBASH3A homolog (gene Epp). Bases 244 to 2151 code for a protein of 635 amino acids. Gene Ontology annotation, molecular function: protein binding. Lineage: Eukaryota; Metazoa; Arthropoda; Insecta; Hemiptera; Adelgidae. The record is from RefSeq and is a predicted model, not a curated record. The transcript has 9 exons.
UGUCGGUGUAACACAACAGUUGAGAUUUCAGUAUUUUCGCAGUUUUCGUGGCUGUCGGUUCGUUAAGUAACAGCACUUGCGUGUUGAUCAAAUACUUUUCUAUGCGGAUCCUUUAAAAAAAAAAAAAUGUCAAUACUUUGGUUGCAAAUAAAUUAAAAUUUUCAAAAUUGAAAUCAAUCCCCUUGCUCGGGCCAACAUAGAAUAAUGUCUAUGUAACGCAGAAUAAUCAUACACAAUAUUAUUAUGGCAAUGCUUCCACCCAGAAAAACGAAGAGCAUAUCCUCUGAGAGUAUUUCUAAACAGACGACGACUCCUCUUCAGAUUCUUUUGCAAAUGGGCUUUCCUCCUAACCGAGCAGAAAAAGCGUUGGCCGCCACUGGAAAUCGAGGAGUACAAUUAGCCGCAGACUGGCUCUUGGCACACGUCAAUGAUACAACGUUAGACUCUAGUAGUUUCAGAGAGUAUAUUCUGUAUGCUUGUCCAAGUGGAUCUUUUAUGGAAGAACUCGAAACGUUUUGGAAUAAAUCGGCUAGCAUUUGCGGUCGAAACGGGGCUCAUAACUUUUUACCACACAUCACAUUGGUUUCGUUUUUUCAAGUGCCUGAUGAAUUUGCCGAUGUGUUAGUGACUUUAUUGAAGAAUGUUAUAGAUAAACUGAUACAGGAAAUGACAACCAAUAGUUUUCAUUUGGAAUCGUAUGCAUCUUCCAAUUUUAUGGGAUUCUUUCUCGGCGACCAAGGCUCGAGCAUAUUAAAAAAAAUAGCCAUAUUGUUCGCUGAACGUGUGACAGAACUUGUCAAAGUACAAGUAGAUCCCCAUAUCAAGUCUUUGCAUCUUACCCUAGCUUACCAAUUUGAUAUCAACCAAAAAGAUACAUUAAAAUCACUUAUCAAAUCUACAAUCGACACUUCUGUUCCGUGUUUGUGGGAAGUGAAAUUAUAUUCCCGAGAAUCGAGAGCAGUUAAUAAACAGGUGUACAAGGUUAUAUUUGCACAUAUUCCUCAAGUUACAGAUGAAUUGGAAUUAAGAAUCGGGGACUACAUUUAUGUUUCAAAAGAAUCUGUUGAAAACUCUGUUGACGGAUGGGCAGAAGGAACCUCUUGGUUAACCGGUUGUACUGGUUUUUUUCCUCUGUGCUACACUGAACGAACGGCCGAAUCUGACACUUGGACAUUGCACUGCUCACUUCCUUUGGACAAUAGUUAUCAUCAAACUACAAAUAUCUCCAACGUCUGUGUGACUGAUGGAAAAGUAGUCGACAAACACAGUGCUGGCCAUGACUCGGUCGAUUUUAUCUUGCAUUUAGAUUCGUCUAAAGGUCCCAAGCCUCGUAAAAUAUAUAUUUGUCGUCACGGUGAGCGAGUGGAUUUUACUUUUGGAACAUGGGUGCCGUAUAGUUUUGAUUCUGAUGGGAAAUACGUUAGAAAAGAUUUAAACAUGCCUCCUAAUGUUCCUCAACGACGAGAUUUUCCAAAUUCUUUUCAAACUGACUGUCCUCUUACUUGUGUUGGUGAACAUCAAGCCAAACUCACAGGGUGGGGUAUGAAAGCGGCUCAUUUGACUAAAGCUAUUAAGCACGUCUACUGUUCGCCGUCGUUACGUUGUGUUCAAACAUGUCAUAAUAUUCUUGCUGGUUUAGAUAUUGAAAAACACGUGAUGAUUUGUGUGGAACCUGGUUUAUUUGAAUGGUUGGGCUGGUAUAAUCGGUCCGGACUUCCCGAUUGGAUGACCAAUGAAGAACUUAUAGCAGCUGGUUACAAUAUCAACUCAAAGUAUUCACCCUUAGUACCACUGCCUUUGCUAUUAGAAAAUGUGUCGGAAACUGUCGAACAAUAUUACAUGAGAUGCGAUGAAGUCGUACAAGCAUUUAUAAAAUCUACUGAAAAUAAAGGAGGUGAUAUGUUAUUAGUUGCUCACGCUUGUUCUUUGGAUUCACUAUCAAGACCGCUACUUCACAAAGCGCCACGUUCUAAGCAAAACUUCAUAAAAAUGGUUAAACACAUUCCGUAUUGUGGGUUAGUUGCUUUGACGACAGACGGUAUUAACAACUGGUCAUUUGUAGAACCUCCUGUACCUCCGUUAACCAAUUCUAUUAAUAAAAGAUUUAAUUGGAAUAUUUUAAGUACAGAUUUUGAUGAAUCUCCUAGUUAAAUUGCCAUCACUGCAAAUAGAUGAAAAUCUGACAUAUCAUUCGAGUAGUUACUAAAUGUUCAUUAGCUUAUCAUUGUUAUUUGUUUUUUUUUAUAUAUUUAUGUAUAUAUAGUUUAGACAUUAGAGUAUAAUUAUUUAAUUAUGUACGGGUUAUACUCACUCACUAACAACCCUCUCCAGAUAGUGAAUCCUUUAAUAAACCUCCCUAGGAGGGGCCAGCAAUGGCCCAACAUGGACUGCCGAAGCUGUUUCCAAACUUGUUUUACUUAGUUUAAAAUGUAGUAUUAAUUAUUUUGACUUAGAUUGAUUAUUUAUUAUUGUUAAAGGCAAUUAUAUGCAAACCGGAUAAACCAGUUUUGUUGUUAUUAGAAGAUUUGUUUUAACACUAGUAUAUAUUUUGUAAAUAUUGAAUGUAGAUAAUAGAAAGUAUAUUUUACUAUUUAAUGAGCCUAAACUUGUAAAAUAAUAUAAUGAUUUAUACUGUUAGUUAAUUUUAUGUGAACUUUUGUAUUCAACGUUGUAUUAAAAUGUUGAUACUAUACAACACUAAAGUAUGCAUCAAUUUUGUUUUUUGUGUCCGUGAUAAUAUUGUUAGUUUUAUUAUUCAAGUUUAAUAACAUGUUUAAUAUUAUUUUUUAUUUAUUACUAUUUUAUAUUUUCCAAACUUUUAUAAAUACUUAAUAGAUGGGAAAUUAUUUUAAUAAUUACAUAUUGCCACCAACACUAUUUAUGUCGUAUAAAAAAUUAAUCUCGCUUACACCACCCGACUGAUAUAACGACUGUUGACGUUAUAAAUAAUCAUUGUGAUAUUCGAUAGUUCUUAACUUAUUUGUAAUAUAAAUUAAUUAUUUAUUCGGAAACAUUUUCUAUGAAACUUUUUAUAAUCCUAUUGACAUUAAACAUGUACGACAUGCAUUCAAUAUUUAAAAAAAAAAAUUAAUAUUAAUUACUAGUUAACUUGCCAAGUAUUAUAACAAAAUAAUAUUAUGUAUUCAACGUUCCUAUAGAUAAUGAUCAUUAUUGUAUAAUAUUGUAAUUACAUUUCAAACGAGGCCUU